CCGCCCUCCUCCUUUCACUCUGUCCUCCCUUCACCCUGUCAGUCCUCAGCCACCUGCAAAACCCAGGAAAAACACGCAUAGAGAAACGGCAGAGUGAGUUAAAAAGAGCAACAAUGGCGUACAAUCUCAAUGCUUCACGAUUUACUUCACUUUCUCAUGACCCCAGUCUCUUCUGCAACUCACUCUCUUCCCCAUACCUCCUCCAACUCAGUCUCAGACCCAAAAAACCCCUCAAUUUUCGCCUCAAACAUCAUCCCUGGAAACCUCCUUUUCAUAUCGCCAAUGUCUCUUUACAAGAACAAGAUCACACCGCAAUUUCAGAUGAUUCACCCAACCCAGAUGAAAAAACCAAUUCUUCGUCAAAAUCCAACAUAUGGGUCAACCCCAAGAGCCCCAGAGCCUCAAAAUUAAGGCAGAAGUCGUAUGAUUUCAGGUAUUCUUCUUUAGUGAAAAUUUCGGAAUCUUUGGAUUCUUGUAACCCCUCAGAAGAAGAUACAGUGAAUGUAUUGGAAAGCUUUGGGACUAAAAUUGUGGAACAAGAUGCUGUGAUUGUAUUGAACAACAUGUCGAACCCGGAAACUGCUCCGUUGGUGCUUAAGUAUUUUCAAGAAAGGUUGAAAUUGAGUAAAGAAGUUAUUCUGUAUAAUGUAACUUUGAAAGUUUUUAGGAAAUGCAGGGAUUUUGAUGGGGCAGAAAAUUUGUUUAAUCAAAUGCUUGAAAGAGGAGUUAAGCCUGACAAUGUUACUUUCUCGACCAUAAUUAGCUGUGCUAGGGUGUGUUCUUUGCCUGAAAAGGCUGUUGAAUUGUUCGAAAAAAUGUCAUCUUUUGGGUGUGAGCCGGAUGAGGUGACUUACUCGGUGAUGAUUGAUGCAUAUGGGAAGGCAGGGAAUGUGGAUAUGGCCAUGAGUUUGUAUGACCGUGCAAGGACUGAGAAAUGGCGUGUUGAUGUUGUCACCUUCUCAACCUUGGUUAAGAUUUACGGGGCAUCUGGGAAUUUUGAUGGGUGCUUGAAUGUGUAUGAGGAAAUGAAGGCACUGGGAGUUAAGCCUAAUUUGGGUCUGUAUAACAGUUUACUGGAUGCUAUGGGAAGAGCAAAGAGGCCGUGGAAGGCGAAGAAUAUCUACAAGGAGAUGGUGAACAAUAUGAUCGAUCCUAGUUGGGGUACUUAUGCCGCGUUGAUUAGGGCAUAUUGCAGGGCUAGGUAUGGUGAUGAUGCACUUAAUGUUUAUAGGGAGAUGAAGGAGAAGGGCAUGGAGCUGAGUGUUGUUUUAUAUAAUACUCUUCUGUCAAUGUGUGCUGAUGUAGGAUAUACUGAUGAAGCUGUUGAGAUAUUUGAGGAUAUGAAGAGUUCGGGGACCUGCAUGCCAGACAGUUGGACAUUUGCUGCUUUGAUUACAAUUUAUUCCUGCAGUGGGAAAGUUGAAGAGGCAGAGGCUACCGUAAAUGAAAUGGUGGAAGCUGGAUUUGAGCCUAACAUCUUUGUCUCAACCUCACUCAUCCAGUGUUACGGGAAAGCUAACCGAAUAGAUGAUGUUGUAAAGACAUUUAAUCGGCUACUAGAGCUAGGUAUAACUCCAGAUGAGCGGUUCUGCGGUUGUCUUCUUAAUGUAAUGACUCAAGCACCAAAAGAAGAACUUGCUAAGUUGAUGAGUUGCAUUGAGAGAGCUAACCCGAAGCUUGGUCGUGUGGUCAAACUCCUUGCGGAGGGAGAUAAUCUUGAAGGAGAAAUCUUUAAGAAGGAAGCCGGUGAACUCUUUGAUUAUAUUGGUAAUGAUGUAAGAAAGGCCUACUGCAAUUGUUUAAUUGAUCUCUGUGUAAAUCUUAAUCAACUGGAGAGAGCUUGUCAGUUGUUAGAGCUUGGGCUAACACACGGAAUAUAUACUGAUAUACAGUCUAGAACUCCAACCCAGUGGUCUUUGCACUUGAAAAGCCUCUCUCUAGGGGCAGCUUUAACUGCGCUACACAUCUGGAUGAAUGACUUAUCGAGAGCACUCGAAAAUGAAGAGGAACUUCCAUCGCUGCUUGGGAUCAACACAGGGCAUGGGAAACAUAAAUACUCAGAGAAAGGAUUGGCAGGUGUUUUUGAAUCACAUCUGAAGGAGCUAAAUGCUCCAUUUCACGAGGCACCGGACAAGGUUGGUUGGUUUUUGACGACAAAGGUUGCAGCCACAUCGUGGUUGGAGUCUAGACGUUCCCAGGAGGGAGUUGCUGCUUAGAUGGAUUGCCUAGCCUGUUUGUUCAUACAGGGCAUCUCUUCAAUUUUUUGCUCCUCUGGCCUUGUGCAAUUAUGCAUAGUCUAGGAUAGAGUAAAAUUUUAUUUCGUCUCAUGGAUUAGGCUUUCUACACUGAAAGUUUUUUGUUCGAUAUCCUACUUAAUGAAAUUUUUAUGCUUGAAUUCAGUUCA
Molecule: messenger RNA, 2404 nt
Organism: Olea europaea var. sylvestris
Lineage: Eukaryota; Viridiplantae; Streptophyta; Magnoliopsida; Lamiales; Oleaceae
Product: pentatricopeptide repeat-containing protein At4g16390, chloroplastic-like
Exons: 1
Coding region: 114-2216 (700 amino acids)
Cellular component (GO): chloroplast
Molecular function (GO): protein binding
Source: RefSeq, a predicted model, not a curated record